AUGGACUCCGGCCUGGGCCGCUCGCUCACCUCCGAGCUCCCGGUCCUCGGCCUGCAGGACGAGCUCGACUCGCUCCAAUUCGACGACGUCUUCGUCGAGGAGUACCUGCUCGCCAAGCUCCAAGACUCGCAGAGAAGACUGCAGGAGGUCCGCGACUAUAAGCACGCCCUGGAUGAGGCCGCCCGCCCGGAGAAUGUCUCCGCUAAUUUGCCCCCCAGGCAGCCCUUGGGCGCGAGCCCCAAGACCGGCGCCUCCUUGCUGCACCCGAAGAAGGGCCGCAGGCACCAGAGGUUGUUCGUCGCCAGCUUUCGCCUCCCGCUUACUGUCGAGAUUGGCGACGACGGCGAGGUCAAGUCCAGUAUCAGUAAUGGUUCGCUUGGCUUGUUCUCCGCCUUUAAAGAUUUGCUGGGGAGGGUCCCGAUACGCUGGUUGGGUGCACCGGGUCAGACCUUUCAUGACGCCGCACAGCUUCCGCCGGAUGAGCGCAGCAAGAUGGAGCGCCAUUUUCAGAAAAGGCGCCAUCGCAAGAGCAUGGGCCUGCUUUCGUACGUCCCCUUGUUUCCGGAUGCCGAAGAUGCCGCUGCCCAUCAAGAGUUUUGCAAUUCCGUCAUGUGGCCGCUCUUUCAUUACAUUCCUCUCAACCUUGGGGAGAGGACUUAUCACGUCGAGAUGUUCGACGCCUAUGAACGCGUCAAUCGUUUUUAUGCGGACGCCCUCAUUCAAGAGUGGAAACGCACGGGCAUUGAUGAAUCCGAAGCCAUGUUUUGGAUCCAUGACUUUCAUCUAUGCCUAGUCCCUAAGAUUCUCCGUGAUCGGUUGCCCAACGCCCGCAUAGGUUAUUUCUUGCAUACACCGUUUCCGGCAGGCGAAAUAUUUCGGGCCCUGGCCCCGCGCAAGGAACUGUUGGAGGGAUUGCUUGGUGCUGACUUGCUCGGCUUCCACACGUAUGAUUACGCGAGGCAUUUCUUAUCUGCUUGUGAAAGGCUGCUGGGAGUCACUGUGCAACCAGACCAUGUUGAUAACAAGGGUAUCAAUGUGCAGGUUGGCAUUUAUCCUUUCGGUAUUGAUGCCGACACCUUCCGAGCGGCGAUGAAGCAAAGCACGGUCAAGGAUAUUCGGGAUGAGUUGUUGGAGUCGUUUGCAGGGAAAAAGGUUCUUGUUGGGGUUGACCGGCUCGAUUAUAUCAAGGGCAUUCCACACAAGCUGCUUGCUGUCGAGCACUUUCUUGAAUGUCAUCCAGAAUGGAUCGGCCGCGUCGUAAUGCUGCAAGUGACGACGCCUAGUAUGUCAGCGUCUGAGGAAUACCAUGCGUUCCGUUCCGAGAUCCUGGAGAUGGUGGGAAGAAUUAACGGCCGCUUCGCUACUCUUGAGGAUAUGCCCAUACAUUAUCGAGAGGUUACCAUGACAUUCGAACAGAUGUGCGCUUUGUACUCGGUAGCAGACGUGGCUAUAAUCACAUCGCUUCGAGACGGAAUGAAUCUUGUGAGUCAUGAGUACAUCAUGUGUCAAAAAGAGCAAAACGGUGUUCUCAUCUUGAGCGAGUUCACAGGAGCCGCACAAAACUUACCGGGUGCUUUGCUAGUGAAUCCCUGGAACGUUGAGAUGGUCAGCGAUGCAAUUUUUCAGAGUCUGGAAAUGCCCGACUUCGAGAGAGAGUUGAAACACCAGAAAUUAUACCGCCAUGUCGUCAUGCAUACUGCGUCCGCAUGGGGCGUUCGCUUCAUUGACGAUCUCGUCAAAUUCUCUGCGAUUCGCAAGGCAAAAGCGAUGCAACUAAUUCCGAUGCCAAAACACCGUGUUAGAGAUUCAUACCGUGCUACGAAAGGGAAACGAUUAUUUUUCUUUGAUUACGAUGGCACUCUUCGCAAGUACGAGAGUCAACCAGAGUUGGCGGAACCUUCUGAGCGACUUCUCGAAGUUCUGCGCCGUCUUGCUAGUUGUGAUCAAAAUAUUGUGUUCAUUGUGACGGGGAGGCAAAAGAACACAGUCAUGGAUUGGUUCCGAGGAGUAGGCCUUGGUUUUGCAGUAGAACACGGGUUUUCUAUGCGAUGGCCAGAUCAUUUACGGGAGAAGUUUGGGGGCCGUAGAAUGAGCGGAUUGCAAGAAUAUGGAGAGCAGGAGACGUACGCAACAACCGGAAACACUCUAGUCGUAAAACGCGACGAAACUUGGAAUGACCUAAUAAGCCCCCAUGAUCUCAUUGCGAUGAGGGACGCGCUUGAAUUGGCCGGUUCGUUGUUGAGACGAAUUGAGGACUGCACACCUACGAGCUUCUUGUCGAGAAAAGAGAGUGCAUAUAGCUGGCAUUUUAGAGAUGCUGAUCCGGAUUUCGCCGUGAGUCGAGCACAUGAUGCUCGGCAAGCGCUCGAGGAGGUGCUACAAGGCAGUCCGAUGGAGGUCUUGAUGGGGCAAAAAAUCCUUUACGUUCGACCGCGAGGGGUGCACAAAGGAGCAGCGGUGGCUGAGGUCUUGAGACGCCUAGAUCUCGAGGGUGAGGCGCCGGACUGGGUUUGUUCCAUUGGUGAUGACCGAACCGAUGAAGACAUGUUUAAAGAAAUAUAUCGCAAUGCUGACGGGAAGGAUAUUAGUGUUCACACAUGUACAGUAGGACGGAAGAGCACAUCAGCAAAGUAUUACGUACAGCAUGUGGAUGAAGUGCUUGACUUUUUGGAAAGGCUCGCACAAGUAGAUGUGAAUUCGCCGUGAUGGGGCAUAAAUAUGUGUAUAGGAAGAAGACAUCGUAUCUUCUCAAAGCCUGU
Molecule: messenger RNA, 2759 nt
Organism: Chondrus crispus (carragheen)
Lineage: Eukaryota; Rhodophyta; Florideophyceae; Gigartinales; Gigartinaceae
Product: Trehalose 6-phosphate synthase, family GT20 / Trehalose 6-phosphate phosphatase
Exons: 2
Coding region: 1-2706 (901 amino acids)
Biological process (GO): trehalose biosynthetic process
Cellular component (GO): cytosol
Molecular function (GO): catalytic activity
Source: RefSeq, a predicted model, not a curated record